AUGAGCUUCGACACUGUCGGGACUUUACUGGCCGACAUUGCAAACCUACUUAGCGAAGGUCUGCGGACCCUGACGCAGACAGAUAGCAGCCAGUGGGGGCUCGAUGAGCACGAACAGGUCCGCGCCUUCCAAGACGCGCUCAAUGAGGCCAAGACCGACUUCCAGGAACUCUCCCCGUUAGUCAAGGGUCAGAUAUACUACGAGAAUGAUCGCAAGCGUGAAUCCCUCAAUGAGCUCAAAUCGCUGCGCUCAAAAACCGAGCUGCACAUACAACACAUUCGAGAUUGGGCCGAAACCGGUGGCCCUAUAAAUCCCAUAUGGGUGAACGACACGAAGCUUCUACGUCGCGAGCUACACCGCACUCAGUGCAGAGCCGUGGGAAGGAUAUAUGCCGUCGAGCAGGAAUCCGAACCAAGGUGCCUCGGUGGCUUCCUCGUCUACCGCAAACAGCGCGAUUGGACCAACCAACCGUGUAACCGCAUUGACGAGUACAGGAGCCGCCAGCUCGACGAGUUGGUGACGUGCAAUAGCGUCGGCAAGUUUGAGCGCUUCGGCGACGUCGAUGUCACCUUCAUUUGCGAGUUCUGCGACGGCCAUAUCGUGUGGGAGGAUCUCGAGAACAUGCCCUCCAUUCGCGCAGUCGACGAGUCUGUCGCCGCCUCCGAGUCCCCGACACCGCCCCCGCCCCAACUGCUGGCAUCGAACACUGGCAGGCCACCGGCUUCUCCGUCACCACCAGGGAAGAGAAGAGCAUAG
Messenger RNA from Parascedosporium putredinis, 756 nucleotides. The record is from the annotation of a GenBank genome assembly. Lineage: Eukaryota; Fungi; Ascomycota; Sordariomycetes; Microascales; Microascaceae.